Staurois parvus is the source of this 615-nucleotide messenger RNA. The record is from the annotation of a GenBank genome assembly. NCBI's taxonomy places the organism in Eukaryota, Metazoa, Chordata, Amphibia, Anura, Ranidae.
UGUGGGACCCCUGAUGUACAGGAAGACAGGACUUCAGUGAGGAACAUUUCCCUCACUCAGGACAGGAAAGUGGCUUCUCCCUGUGUGUGAUCGCUGAUGUCUGGAAAGAUGUGAAUUCCGUGAAAAACAUUUCCCACACUCAGGACAAGAAUACGGCUUCUCCCCCGUAACAGGUAUAUGGCUUCUCUCCUUUGUGAGAUCUCUGAUGUGUGUAAAGAUUGGACUUCCGUGAAAAACAUUUCCCACACUCAGGACAGGAAUAUGGCUUCUCUCCUGUGUGACAUCUCUGAUGUCUGUAAAGAUCGGACUUCUGUGAAAAACAUUUCCCACACACAGGACAGGAAAAUGGCUUAUCCCCCUUGUGAGAUCGCUGAUGUGUGUAAAGAUUGGACUUAUCAGAAAAAGAUUUCCCGCACUCAAGACAGGAAUACGGCUUCUCCCCCGUGUUGAGAUCUCUGAUGUAUGGAAAGAUGAGACUUGCAUGAAAAACAUUUCUCGCACGCAGGACAGGAAAACAGCUUCUUCCCUGUGUGAGAUAUUUUAUGUACAUUAAGAUGGGAUUUAUAACAGGAACAUUUCCCGCACUCAGUACAGGAGAAGCUCUUCCCUAUUGGA